Sesamum indicum (sesame) is the source of this 1197-nucleotide messenger RNA. RefSeq names its product Cytochrome b561/ferric reductase transmembrane with DOMON related domain-containing protein. Lineage: Eukaryota; Viridiplantae; Streptophyta; Magnoliopsida; Lamiales; Pedaliaceae. The record is from RefSeq and is a predicted model, not a curated record.
AUGGAGGAGUUUUCGACAUUCGGCCUAUUGAGAUUGAGCUUUCUUUUUGUGGUUUUCAUUAGUUCUCUUCUGGUAGAAGGAGAUAACCUGGACUCUGAUGGCAGUAAUGCUGCUCUAUGUGAAACGGAUCUCACCUCAUUUCUUCCGUUUCCAUAUAGUACUUUACCUGACAUGGUUUGCAGACCACUUUGGAACUCAUAUUUGUUAAGGUAUUCCCAUUCCAAGAACAAUGAGAUCACCAUUGUGUUAUCAACCAUAUAUACCAGUGGAUGGGUGGGAAUCGGCUUUUCUAGGGAUGGAAUGAUGCUGAACUCCAGCUGCAUGGUGGGAUGGGUGAAUUUAGAAGGCCGGGGAAGAAUAAAACAGUACUAUGUAAAGGGCUUCACCGCAUCAGAAAUCAAACCAGAUGAAGGUGAACUGCCACUAACUAAUGUUCCACCAUUGGUGUCGCUACAGGGAGCCACUAUAUACUUGGCAUUCCAGUUGAAGUAUAAUAAAACUCUUAAAACUCAGCCUAUUCUAUUAGCUUUCAGCACCAAAACCCCGCACCACCACCACCUCGCUGUUCAUGAUGACAAGACGACUAUCUACUUUGAUUUCUCAUCAGGCAACACAGAUUCCAGUGUUGAUUUAUCUCGUAGCAUUCUCAAAGACAGGAGAACCCAUGGGACAUUGGCUCUACUGGCAUGGGGUCUGUUUCUCCCUGUUGGAGCAAUUUUGGCAAGAUACCUUAAGCACAAAGAUCGUCGGUGGUAUUACCUUCACAUAGCCUUUCAGUUCAUUGGAUUCUUACUAGGAGUUUCUGCAGUUGUUGUUGGACUAUCCCUCAAUAACACAUUCCAUUCUUUCAUUUCUGCACACAAAGGCAUUGGAAUUUUUGUCCUUGUUCUCACCAUUCUCCAGGUUCUUGCUUUCUUCUUGCGGCCUAGUCAGGACAGCAAGUACCGUAGAUAUUGGAACUGGUACCACAACUGGGCUGGCAGGAUUUGCCUUUUCUUUGCAGCAGUGAAUAUAGUCUUGGGGAUGCACAUAGCUAGUGCCGGCCAAGCAUGGAGAGUAGGCUACGGUUUUCUGCUCGGUUCAAUCUUGGUUGCCGUUGUCAUUCUGGAGGCAUUGUUGAGACUUCAAAGGUCGCGGGAGCACGAUAACCACCCUCCCUUUUCAAUGAGUUCAAUGGAGCAAGAGAUAUCACUGUAG